Molecule: messenger RNA, 789 nt
Organism: Lindgomyces ingoldianus
Lineage: Eukaryota; Fungi; Ascomycota; Dothideomycetes; Pleosporales; Lindgomycetaceae
Exons: 4
Coding region: 259-543 (94 amino acids)
Source: RefSeq, a predicted model, not a curated record
UCGGCUGUCCCUCAGUGCCUAGCCAAGAUGACGGGUGCUACUGCUGUACAGCCUUUCCUCACUCUCUUCUUCCAUCACCCUGAGUCCCACCUUGCACCCGAUCAUUAGAAUAAAGAACGCGAGCGAUGUCUAUGGCCAGAUCGAUGAUUGCAUCGUCAUCCCCGGCUUACAUACCACGGCGGAUGGAUAGCAACUUCAACUUUGGCUCUCUGUCAAUGCACGACUAAUCUGUUCCAAGAACAGAAGCUCUUCUCCACCAUGACGUUCGCCCCAGACCCCGACUUCGUGGAUUGGCCCAAGAUCCUAGUGUGGAUCCAUAAUAGGUCCGCUGGACAAGGAGCUCGCGCACCACUUGUAGGUUUGGGUGGCGUAGGAAAGUCACAACUUGCCAUACACUACUGCCAUUCUAUCCGCGAUGAGUCACCGCAAACAUUCGUAUUCUGGGUGCAUGCUGGCGCUAAAUUCCGGUUCGAAGAAGCGUAUAGAGGAAUUGGGGACAUCCUUAAUCUUCCAGAGAGAAAUAAUCUAAGGUCGAUAUUUUAAAGCUAGUUAGUGAUUGGUUAUGUGACUUUCUCCCAAUUUCAAUAGCGAGAGCACAAUAGGCCUUCAAAUAGCUCAUCCGUGUCGCUGGUGGCGUAUCCCCCUCAACCCUCAAACCCGCAACGGAUCUAUUUUGAUCACGUCUAGGAAUAACGACGCGGCAGCAAGGCCGGAAAGAAGCUAUAAGAAUAUCGGAGGCGUUCUUGACAUAGAUGGGGGCUAAUUCCUAUAGGUUUGUAACAAGCUGCU